Messenger RNA from Camellia sinensis, 1116 nucleotides. RefSeq lists its product as uncharacterized. Lineage: Eukaryota; Viridiplantae; Streptophyta; Magnoliopsida; Ericales; Theaceae. The record is from RefSeq and is a predicted model, not a curated record.
AUGGAGGUUUGGAAUAAAGCGGCUAUAGCCAAACAUGUUUGGUAUUUGUUUUCGGGUGGGGAAUGUUCUAUGUGGUGUCAAUGGGUUAAGUCAUACUUACUUAAGGGUAAGAGUUUUUGGGGUAUUAAGGUGCCCAGUGAUCCCUCCUGGGUUUGGAGGAAACUAUUGUCACUUAGGGAUUUAAUUUUCCCCCUUAUCAAAUUCAAACUUGGUAAUGGUGGAAAUGUGUUCCUCUGGUAUGAUAACUGGCACCCCUUUGGUUCGCUUCUGCUUCGGUAUGGUCCUAGGAUUUUGUAUGAUACCAACCUUCUUGAUAGUUCUAAGGUUAGUUCUAUUAUCUCAAAUGAUUCUUGGAAUUGGCCUUUUCCUAACUCUUGGGAGAUACAGGAAUGGAUUGCAGCCACUCCUCCUUCUCUUAAACCUUCCCUUGAUUCCCCUGAUAUUCCUGUGUGGAGCUUGACUGCUGAUGGCUCUUUUUCUAUCCACUCUGCUUGGGAAUGUUGGAGGGACAAGGGCCCAAAGGUUACUUGGUCUAAUCUUAUUUGGGGUCCUCCUGUUAUCCCUAGGGUUAGUUUCAUUGUGUGGCUGGCUAUCCAUGAGAGACUUAACACUGGGGAUAGGCUCCAAAUCUUUGGUCUCCUUACUAGCCCUAGCUGCCCUUUAUGUUGUGCCCUUGAGGAAAACCAUUCCCAUCUGUUCUUUAGGUGUCACUACUCCUCUAGGAUUUGGGCUGUUAUCCAAGCUAAAUGUAAUUCCCACUGGCCUUCUCUGCCCUGGUUGGAACUUGUUGAGUUUGCUACUAAAUCCAUCAAUGGUAAAUCUCUGAAAUCUGUGAUUAUGAAACUCUCUUUUCUCUGCACUAUCUACCACAUUUGGAUGGAGAGAAAUAGUAGAAUCUUUAGUAAGGUUUUCAAACCUGAAGAGGUUGUCACUAACUCUAUCAUCCAAAUGGUCAGGGGUAGACUCCUUUCUAUGGAAAAUGUGAAAGCUUAUGCAGGUGACAACUGGUAUUUGGAACAAUGGAACCUGCCCUCUAAAAUCCUGUUGCAGUCCCAAACUGCUGCAGUUGAAAGGAAUUUGAGUGGUGUGAGUUAUCCUACAUUGAGGGUUGAGUGA